AUGCCUAUCCUUACCACGACCAUCGAGGAUCCCUGCCCACUCAUUUUAUACUCAGCCACCGGAUGGAAGCAAGGAUCUAGUCGAAGCGAUGACUUCGCCUCAAGCUAUUCGCAAAGUAGUUUCACUGCCACCAAUACACAGGACUCGAGCGUGUCUUUCUCCUUCAAUGGAACGGCUGUUGAAAUAUUUGGGGCGAAGAGGGAUAAUCACGGCGACUAUCAGAUCACUAUCGACAACGUUACUUCUACGAUCUCUGGCCGCGCUAACCCCAACGUAUUCAAGACGAGUCUAUUCUCCAUCUCGAAUCUGACGCAAGGAUUUCACACCAUCACCUUGACGAAUAAACCUACCGACAAUGGACACAACUUUGUAGACAUUGACUCCAUUACAUGGAAGUCUCGUAUCGGCAAGGACAAGGAUAACUUGGUGGUUAAAACAUUCCAAGACACAGAUCCUUCAUUUUCGUUCUCGCCAUCGAACGCCUGGUCGAAUAGCCCCGAUCAAAUAGGGCUGUUUAAUGGAGGCUCUGGACAUCAAGUAACUGGUCAGACCAGUGCUUCGUUGACUUACUCUUUUGCCGGUAUAUAUAUUUCCAGAAUUGUAAUAAUUUACGCUCACCUACCGUUGAUAGGGGAUGGUGUCCAGUUAUUUGGGCCUAUCGGCCCUCUCGGAGCACCAUUCACCGUUCAGGUGGAUGGAGGACCGGCGCGGUCGUUGACAUCCGUCAAGGACUUUUAUACUCCCCAGAUGAUGCUCUUCCAUGCAGACAACCUGGGGGACGGAAAGCAUGUCCUCCGUCUCGAGUACCAGGGCUCUUUUCCGAACCAGACGUUCGCCAUCGACUACGCGAACGUCAUCAACGCCUCCUCCAUGAAAUCAUCACAGGGGGCAUCAGCGCCCUCAUCACGGGGAUUAAGCGGCGGUCUCGUUGCUGCCAUCGUGGUACUCGUCCUAUUAAUUGUCGCGUGCAUCAUAGCCUUUUUCCUCAUUAUGCGUCGGCGUUGGUAUCUGCCGCCGGAUGACAGGAAGCUGUCCACCGAAGGCAUGAUCGCGCGGCCAAGUUCGCCACCUAUGGCGUCAUCCUCGUACUACACAGGCUAUACCAGCUCUGCCGAUCGUAGAGCGUAUGGUAGGGGUAAUGGACAACGAGGAGGAUUGACUCGAGGGAACACCAUAUCAUCCCCGUCGAUCUUAACAUUCACCUCCUUCGAUCCCAGCGUAUCUUUGGCCCGCUAUUCUACAACCGGUAGAUCCUACUACACACGCUCAGAAGGAAUCCCGGAAGAACCACUAUCUGAACCUUCUGUGCCGUAUGCUACAGUAGCGUCUUCUCUGGUAGGAGGUGAAAAUCCUACACCACCACCGAAUCGGACUAGGACUACCCGGAAUGUGAAAGGUCAAACGGUACUGGCGCCCGGAGCUGCAGGUGCUGGACGGGAGCUACCUGCGCCUCCCAUAGUAGAGGAGCCACGGCCUACUAGAAGUCGGGAAGUGGAAGAACGUCAGUCGGAAUUCUAUUCUUCGGAUAUCGCUCCUCCGGAUUACCACCAAGCAACGGAUCCAUCGAGAGACUCUGGAAUACAGGACGUGAAAGGCAACCGUAGUGUUACCAACCGUUAG
This is a messenger RNA of Pleurotus ostreatus (oyster mushroom), 1620 nucleotides long. RefSeq lists its product as uncharacterized. Lineage: Eukaryota; Fungi; Basidiomycota; Agaricomycetes; Agaricales; Pleurotaceae. Bases 1 to 1620 code for a protein of 539 amino acids. The transcript is spliced from 8 exons. The record is from RefSeq and is a predicted model, not a curated record.